AUGACGCCUCACCGUAGGCCCGCUAAUCAACCGGCACAACAGAAUAAGGGAUUUCUAGAUGCCAUGUAUGCUGCCUUUCAAGGCAUGGCCACAAGAGCUCAAAACGAGCGGUUGGUUGAGGAUAGGAAGCAAGGGUACUUCCAGGAAUUUAGGCGUGCGCCUAUCCCCUCGUUUAAUAGUGAGGGAGGACCCCAGGAAGCAGAAUUCUGGUUAGACUCCAUAGUCAAACAUUUGAGUACUAUGGGAGUUCCAUAUGAAUACUGGGUGGAAUUUGCGGUAUACAAGAUGGGUGGCUUAGUAAAUACCUGGUGGAAACAGGUCAGAAGAAGAAUAGAUGUUGCAGGACUGACCUGGGAGCAGUUUGAGACACUGUUCAAUGAGCAGUACUUCCCUCAGAGUUAUAGGGAUGAAAAGGCGUUGGAAUUCAUGUCUCUACAGCAAGGUGACAUGUUUGUAAGGGAGUAUGAGGCCAAGUUUAAUGACCUGUCCCGGUUCGCGCCAUCUUUGGUGGAAUCUGAACACCUUAGAUGUCUUAAGUUUGAGAAGGGCCUCCAGAACUCUGUGAGGAGACCAUUGGUGGCUUUGAGAAUCCAGAAUUUUCGAGAUUUGGUGGCUGCUGCUACUAGGGUGGAGCAGGAUAACAUAACUUAUCACCAGAGUAAAUAA
Morus notabilis is the source of this 666-nucleotide messenger RNA. RefSeq lists its product as uncharacterized. Lineage: Eukaryota; Viridiplantae; Streptophyta; Magnoliopsida; Rosales; Moraceae. The record is from RefSeq and is a predicted model, not a curated record. The coding region runs from base 1 to 666 and encodes 221 amino acids. The transcript has a single exon.